GGCUUGGGGGCAUAUGCUUUGCAAACAAACCAAGAUUCGGGAGGGGGCAAAGGAAAAAACGAAAAAAAAAACCAAGAUUUCCCCAUCACUCUCAGUCGAACAAUAGACGCCCCAUUUCCUCUUUUUCUUUCUUCGAUCCCCACAACAUCCUCUGUACGGUCACGAAUGGAGUCCUUACAGAGCCGAGUAGAGUCAUGGAUCAGAGACCAGCGGGCCAAGAUCCCCAAGGUCUCGUGGGGGCCUCUGCAAUGGCGGAUGCGGUGGCCGUGGAACAACAACGACAGGGAGCAGAGGAAAAGGAUCCAGGAAGAGUACGAGCGCCGGAAGAAGCAGCUCCAUCAACUCUGCCGCGCACUCAAGGCCGAGUCCGUCUCGGACUUGCAGGACAUUCUCUGCUGCAUGGUCCUGUCCGAGUGUGUUUACAAGAGACCUGCUGCUGAGUUGGUUCGAGCUGUAAAUAAAUUUAAGGCUGACUUUGGAGGGCAUGUUGUUUCUUUGGAACGUGUGCAACCUUCUUCAGAUCAUGUUCUUCACAGGUAUUUGUUGGCAGAAGCAGGUGACACUUUAUUUGCUUCCUUCAUUGGAACAAAGCAGUAUAAGGAUGUCAUGGCUGAUGCAAAUAUACUGCAAGGUGCUAUAUUUCAUGAGGAUGCCAUGGAAGAUGCUGAGGAAAUUGAAACUGUUAAAUCUGAACAACAUGAAAGUCGAAAGGGAAAUUUGGUGUGGAAUCCCCUUGAAUCAAAAUCUAAGCAAUUAAAAGAUAAAUCUAAACCUGCUGCCCAUCGGGGUUUUUUGGCUCGUGCUAAAGGGAUACCUGCUUUGGAGUUAUACAGGCUUGCUCAGAAGAAGAAGCGAAAGCUUGUAUUGUGUGGACAUUCACUUGGUGGAGCAGUAGCAGCAUUAGCUACUCUUGCCAUUUUGAGGGUCAUAGCUGCUUCAUCAUCAUCUAAGGAAAGUGAACAGGUUUUAGUUAAAUGUAUAACAUUCUCCCAGCCCCCAGUUGGAAAUGCUGCUUUAAGAAAUUAUGUUAAUCGUAAAGGUUGGCAGCAUUAUUUCAAGAGUUACUGCAUUCCAGAAGAUCUGGUGCCUCGCAUCCUUUCUCCAGCAUACUUUCAUCAUUAUAAUGCACAGGCUCUCUCAAUGCCUGCUGAAGCUGAAUCUACUAAUUUAUCAAAGUUAAAACGUGAGGAGGGGAUAGAGAACGAUGGGGAGCAGUUGGUUUUGGGGUUGGGUCCUGUACAGAGUUCAUUUUGGAGACUUUCAAAGCUUGUUCCUUUGGAGAGUGUAAAGAGACAGUUCAAGAAAUAUACAGGAAAACGAGUUGACUCUGUAGAAACGUCUUCAUUAGCUAAUUCUGUUGCAACAACUUUGGCUGAAGAUGAAGUAGUUGAACCACAGUCUCUCGAAAUCCAAGAGGGUUCAGAUGGCAUUUCCCUUAAGCCGUUUCCUGACACUAAUAAAGGGCCCCUGGAUGUAGCAACAAGUGGAAAGGUAGAAGAACAAGGCAGCAUUAAAGGUGGAGAUAGUAGGACCUGGCGCAGAGUGCCUUAUUUACCUUCUUAUGUACCAUUUGGGCAGCUUUAUCUCUUGGAGAAUUCGUCAGUGGAACCACUAUCAGGUGCAGAGUAUUCAAAGUUGACAUCGACAUUUUCAGGUCAGAUCUGUCAUUGCGGAAUUAAGGGAACGCUUUCAAUCACAUUCCAUGAAGUCAUAUCGGUCUCGAUUUCAGAGCUUUGUCUUUUGUGCAGAAUCUUUGACCUGUGCAUGAGUGAUAGUCCUUCAUCUUUCUUAGGAAUCGAGCAACUGCCUCAGUUUCCACACCUACAACAGUGGCUUGGUCUUUCGGUUGCAGGCACUGUAGAGCUUGGGCAUAUUGUUGAGUCUCCUGUUAUUCGCACGGCGACUUCAAUUGCUCCUCUUGGAUGGAAUGGAGCACCUGGUGAGAAGAAUGGAGAACCUUUGAAAGUUGAUAUCACUGGAUUUGGGUUGCAUCUCUGUACACUGGUUCACGCUCAAGUGAAUGGUAACUGGUGUGCUACUAGAGUGGAAUCCUUUCCUUCAGCGACUUAUUCUUCAAAUUAUGACGCAGAACCCGAAUUGCAAAAAAUGCGAGUUUUAGUUGAUGCGCCAUUGAGAAGGCCACCAAAUCCUCAGAUCAUGGCAGAUACAUUGAUUCCCAUGUUUCCUUCCAUUGAUUCAGAUGCUGCCAAUCUCAAUCAUGAAAAAACUUCAGGAUUAUUUAGUGAUGAAAAAUUUAUCCGUCCUGAAGGUUUAAGUGAUUUUUUCAUAUUCUGCACCAGUGAUUUUGCUACAGUCUCUAAACAGGUUCAUGUCAGAACUCGUAGGGUCCAAUUGCUUGGCCUUGAGGGUGCUGGUAAAACUUCUCUUCUUAAAGCAAUACUCGGUCAAAGCAAAGUAAACACUUUCGCCAAUAUUGAGAAUAUGCUCCUUGACGCUGAUGUUCAAGAGGGGAUUGCUGGUGGUUUAUGCUACUGUGAUUCAGCAGGGGUAAAUUUGCAGGAUCUGAAUAGGGAGAUUUCUCAUUUCAAGGAUGAACUAUGGAUGGGAAUUCGUGACCUAAGUCGGAAGACAGAUUUGAUUGUUCUUGUGCAUAACCUGUCCCAUAAAAUACCUCGAUACAAUCACUCAGAUGUGUCACAACAAAAGCCAGUCCUUUCACUUCUGUUGGAUGAGGCCAAAUCGCUGGGAAUCCCUUGGGUCCUUGCCAUAACAAAUAAAUUUUCUGUCAGUGCACAUCAGCAAAAAGCUGCAGUUGAUGCUGUUGUGCAGGCAUACCAAGUGUCUUUGAGCACAACUGGAGUUAUCAAUUCCUGUCCAUAUGUUAUGCCCGGUGCUGCAAGUGCUUCUUUGUCCUUGGGUGCAACUGGUGGAGAUUCUGAUGGGAGGGUGGGAGCUCAAAAGUUUCUUUUUGCCCCAAUUAAUCUUGUUCGAAGGCCUUUCCAGAAGAAAGAUAUUGUCCUUCCGGUGGAGGGUGUCACCUCCCUCUGUCAGCUAGUCCACUGCGUGCUUCGGAGCCAUGAGGAGGCGUCUUUCCAGGAACUUGGUAGAGAUAGACUUCUGGUGGAAUUGGCACGAGAACGCUCGAUGGUAAUGGAUGCAAGAGGAGAUUCUCAAGCCAAGGCAUCCUCGUUAACGGCUGCAGCUGUGGGUGCUUCCGUUGGUGCUGGUCUUGGCAUUGUUUUGGCUGUUGUCAUGGGUGCAGCAUCUGCCUUGAGGAAGCCCUGAGAAACUGCAUUUGUUUUCCCCAUAUUUCCAUGUAUACAUCUUUCAAGAUCUGAGAGUUGGAUAGAAUGUUCCCUUGCUGUUUCCAUUAGCGGCCAUUUUUGUAUUUAGAGUUAAAAUUAUCUUAGGUUCCUCUAGCAGAUGGCCCUAUUCUAUGUAAUAAUGUGUAGGCAAAGAGCUUGCUUAGGCGUCUUUUUAAAGUUCAUAUUUUUAUCUAAACCCUACCUUCUGUCCUGGAUGUACAGAUUGUAUAUUUUGGUAGUCCAUUACAAUGUCAUCUAUUAUUUCAAGAAUUUAUAUAACAUAAUAUGGAUUUGAGUAUAUUGUUU
Molecule: messenger RNA, 3572 nt
Organism: Alnus glutinosa
Lineage: Eukaryota; Viridiplantae; Streptophyta; Magnoliopsida; Fagales; Betulaceae
Exons: 14
Coding region: 166-3246 (1026 amino acids)
Biological process (GO): lipid metabolic process
Source: RefSeq, a predicted model, not a curated record